Molecule: messenger RNA, 2005 nt
Organism: Trametes versicolor FP-101664 SS1
Lineage: Eukaryota; Fungi; Basidiomycota; Agaricomycetes; Polyporales; Polyporaceae
Product: mitochondrial Rho GTPase
Exons: 14
Coding region: 1-1956 (651 amino acids)
Biological process (GO): small GTPase-mediated signal transduction; mitochondrion organization; cell migration
Cellular component (GO): mitochondrial outer membrane
Molecular function (GO): GTPase activity; calcium ion binding; GTP binding
Source: RefSeq, a predicted model, not a curated record
AUGCGCAGAGAUGUCCGCAUCCUUCUCGUGGGCGACGAGGGCGUCGGGAAGAGCACUAUAGUCACCUCCCUCAUCAAGGAAUCUUUCGUUCCCCGCGUCCAGCACGUCGUUCCAGAAGUUACCAUCCCACCAGAAGUCACGCCGGAGAAUGUGACCACAUACAUCGUGGACUCUGGCAGCGGGCCUAAUGACCAACAUCAUCUUGAAUCCGAAAUCCGCAAGGCGCAUGUCAUCUGCGUCGUAUAUGCCAUCGACAACCCGAACUCAUUCGACCGAAUACCCACGUAUUGGUUACCUUAUUUCCGGCAGCUUGGUGUUAAUGUUCCCGUAAUAUUGGUUGGCAACAAGAUUGAUCUUCGAGGUGGGGAGGUUACGAAUGAGGCCCUAGAAGACGAGAUUAUACCCAUCAUGAACGAGUUCAAGGAAGUCGAGACCUGCGUAGAAUGUUCCGCGAAGCUCCCCUUGAACGUGUCGGAAGUGUUCUACUUUGCUCAGAAGGCCGUCCUCCAUCCCACCGCCCCUUUGUACGACUCAAGAGAACAUGUCCUGAAGAAGGAAUGCGUGGCGGCGCUACGACGAAUAUUCAAGCUUUGCGACAUGAACAAGGACGGUCUCUUGGACGCUGCCGAACUCAACGAGUUCCAGCGGAAAUGUUUCGACGCCCCGCUGCAGGCUCAAGAGCUUGAAGGUAUCAAGGAGAUGGUCCGACAACAUGCUGAAGGCGGGGUCCGCGACAACGGGCUGACCGAGGCGGGCUUCUUGUACCUGCACACGAUCUUCAUCCAGCGCGGCCGAUUGGAGACAACGUGGACAGUGCUCCGGAAGUUCGGUUAUGGUGAAGAUCUCCGGCUCACGGAGAGCUUUCUGUAUCCUAAGUUCGAGGUGCCGUAUGAUUGCUCUGUGGAGCUGAGCCCGCUCGGGUACCAGUUCCUCACGGUCCUGUUCGAGAACCACGACAAGGAUCAAGAUGGCGCCCUCAACAAGGAGGAGCUAGAAGAGCUCUUCAGCACCUCUCCGGGGAACCCAUGGGCUGGCCAGAAGUUCCCUGACACGACUGUCUCCGACGACACUGGGGCAGUCACAUUACAGGGAUGGCUUGCACAAUGGAGUAUGACGACCCUCCUCGAACACCGCACGACCCUGGCUUACUUGGCCUACCUCGGGUACCCGGACGAGCCACGCACUACUGCACUGCAUGUUACUCGGCCGCGGAAAGCAGAUCGUCGGAAGGGCAAGUCAGCGCGUAAUGUCUUCUUGUGCUAUGUGUGCGGAGCGGCUGGCUCGGGCAAGACUUCUCUGUUGCGGGCAUUCGCCGGCAAGCCGUUCAGCCCGGUCUACGAGCCAACGAAGAAGAUGAACAGCGUUGUCAAUUCGGUGGACAUCGACGGCUCGGAGAAAUACCUCGUGCUCCAGGAGUUCGGCUCCAAGUACGAGGCAGAAACGCUUCGGAGCCCAAAGAAGACGGACCUCGCGGACGUGAUCGUGUAUGUGUACGACUCGAGCGACACCAACUCGUUCUCGUAUAUCAGCAAUCUCCGGCAACAAUACAGCCUGGACCACAUACCAACGCUGUUCGUGGCAACGAAGUCUGACCUCGACCUCGCGCUCCAGAGACACGAGGUGCAGCCUGACGUUUACUGUCGGCGUCUAUCGCUCCAAGCACCAAUCGCGGUGAGCGUGCGGACAGGGCAGACGGCGGACGUGUUCCAUGCCGUGUGCAGAGUUGCCAUGAACCCAAACUCCGCAAUACCGGGAGGCGCGGAUCGGGCGCUGUCUGCAGCAGCACGCCUGAGGACGUACAUCAAGAUUGCGUCCACAGUGGGCGGGCUCUCGGCUGGGCUGUACCUCGUUUAUCGGACAUUUGCACGGCCAGGGGGCGCGCAGGGCGGAUGGAGUGUGGGUUCGUGGCUCGCGUGGCUGAUCGGCGGCGGAGGUGGGGGUCGACGCGAGCUCUGACGUGAUGCUCUUCGCGUUCUUCGUGUAUUUUGGACGAUCAGCACAUUGC